This is a messenger RNA of Amoebophrya sp. A25, 4473 nucleotides long. The record is from the annotation of a GenBank genome assembly. NCBI's taxonomy places the organism in Eukaryota, Dinophyceae, Syndiniales, Amoebophryaceae.
AGGUUGUGGUGAGCACGCUUUAUUUUUUUGGUAUUUUUUGAGUUCUUCUUGAAGGAGCUGCAGCAACGACCAAGCUACUUCUCUGACCGUGAAGAUUUUUUUUUCGAUAGUUUUAUCUUGUUCUUCUUGUUUUCGUUCCCCGACGUAACUCUAAAAUAAACUUCUUGCAUCUUGAUGAUCUUAGAGAAAGUGAUUGAGCAUUCUUACAUCAGAAUCUCUUGCUCUAAUUUCUUUGCAAAAGACUAGAACUUACUAAGGGACCAUCAAGCACGACAAGAAGCAAUAAGAAACACUCAAACCGAGUCAAAAAGGUGGCGAACUUGAAGGCGUCGCUUGCUUCCCUUCUUCAUCGUUGGUUUGUUGUCUCCCUAGCUUUCUUGCCUGAACAGCUUGGUUGUUCACUUUCCACGUUGCUCACAUUGCCCGAACACCCAUACCUACAAAAGAAGAUCUUGGACCUACCACGACCCAAUUCUUCCUUUUCGACUUCCCUUGUUGCACCACGAACGACGCCGGACAACUACUCGAAGGGUGCUUUUACAUCAGUGCACGAAAACCGUCUAAAGAUAUUAGUCUUCAACCGAACAAGUACUACGAACGUAGUGCAGACAAGAAGAAGAACGAAAUUCUUUAAUUACUAGUUGCAGCAGUACGUGUAGUACGUGCUCCACUUUAUUUCUCUUCAUCUGGAACUGGAUGUGGUGAUGCCGUCUCCCGCGGUUUUGCUUGCUGACGACAUCACUGCGGAAUUGACUAAGGGAUUGAACAGGAUGGCUUCAGACGGUCCUGAGGAAACUACAAAAGCUUCGCUGGAAGAAGAACUGCGAACCCUCCAGGAAAAAACUGACGAGGAGAAAGCACGACAUGCCGAAAUACUGCGGAAGAAGCUCUCAGCAGUAGCAGAUUUGGAGGCGAAAAGCGGUGGGAGCGCAGCGGAAAUGGACGGCGCAGGAAGUGGGGGAGGAGGUACUAUUUUCACCAUCUCAACAGUCGAGGACUUUUCGCUUUCUUCUACUUGGAAGUGAGUAGACAACAUAGUUGGUUCAGGAACUCUCAUGCAUGUUCUGCUUCAUUUGAUGUAUCAUGGAGGUGCAGGGACGGAUAGAAGUCAGGAAUAGGCUAUCGUGCUAUCGUGACAUUCAUCUCUUAACCAUUAAAAUAUCGUGUGAAAAAUUUCGAAUGUUCGAGGCUCUCUUUCACCAGCGUGACGAGACCCUCACCCACGCUCUUCUACGCAUCCUCACGCUCACGCUCACAACUUCUACAGGUGGCACCUGCCUCUCCGUGCAAAUUGCUGAGAAGAAAGAGGCAGUUUCAAAGCUUCGCGAGGAAGAGAGUGGCAACCUCGCGAGACUCCAAGGGUUGCAGGAGGCUAAGGCAAAAGAACAGGAAGACAGAGACAAGAGGAUCAAGGAGCUCGAAGAGAGUGAAAAGCAACUCGCCAGCGAAGCACAACAGGCACAGAAGCAAUUGAAGUCCUUACUCGAAAGAAAUCACAGGGAGGAGAAGGAAUUGGUAAGUAGAUUAUACUAGUUUAUUUGUUUUUGUAUGAUACUACCUCUACUCUCUGUCUCUCACCGCAGGGCUGACCAUGGUAUUUGUCCUUCUUCGCUUUUUCACUUAUUUCACUUUCAGUUGACUAGUAUCUUCUAUAAAGUAGGAUCGUGCAGUUGAUCGUGAUGCUGUAUGUUCUCGACCUGUAGUUUCCUCAACAUGUUGUUCGAGUUCGACUUCUUACUAUCGUACCAUCCCUGCGACUACAGGCCGCGACAGUCACGAAGUUAGAGCAACGUUUGACAAAGCAGACGGAAGAAACUGCCAACAAGUUAAAGGUUGCUCAGUUGGAAGCAGGGGUCUUGCCGUUACAACAAAAAGUCGAUAAACUUACGACGGAUAUCGAAGGCAUCAAGGCUGAGCAUGAAAAGAGUACUACCAUGCAUAUUUUAGCAACUUUAUUUGUGUUUUUACGUAUAAUUUAUGAUACUGCAUGUUCAUGCUGUUGAUAUGAAUGUUGUGAUUGUGCUGGACCAUUCGAACGCAGACUGUUAGGCCGCGUUUAGUUUCUCGGCGAGAAACACUUGAGCCAGGUACAGACUGCACAAAUGCACUCACAGCCUGAGACUAAUGAUCUCUGGCUGCUUUGAUCCCUGUGGAUAUUCGUUGGGAUUGCAAGGAGGAAGUCGCAGCUUCUUCAUUGGGAUAUCAUGACGCACGGGGAAAGCUUUCAUAUGCAUCAUAUGGGAACGCUUAUGCUAUCAUCAUUGACUCGUACGAUCAUCAUGCAUCGGCAUUCAUCAUUGGUCAGAACUGGCCAGACGUUAUGGACCUGAUUACAGUUAUGAAACAUUCAUCAUUUCUGCUAUCUGAUUACGUUGAAGGCCCUUUGCCUGUUGAUCGUUGACCUUGGAACUAUAUGCAUUUAGGUCUGUCGGUUAUCUUUGCGAUCUUUCUUGUGUUGCUUUGUCCUUGACUGUGUUGGGAGGCUUGAGCCACAAACGAGAGAGAGAGAGGAGAAGCCGAAGACACCCGCGCGACGGUAAACCCGUCGGGCGUUUGGAUAGUGCUCCGGUAACCUUUUGCCUGGCGAUCUUGGUCAUUUCGUUGAUCUUUAUCCUUGUGAUCUUUGUGAAUCUUCUAGGGUUAUGACCUUGGCCAACGGAUUGAAGUGCACAGUUGCAAUGGUGGGCCGAUGACUUAAGCCCCAUGAAAACUAAUCUUUCCUCGUUCUUCUAUUGAAAUUACAGAGGCUGCCGUUCUUGUGGAGACAAAGGAGCUCUUGCAUCGACUUCAGUUACAGCUUGAGCAGGAACAGAGCUCCAUAAAUGAGCUCGUGGAAUCAGAGGAGGAGAAGGUAUUCUAUUACUUAAGGUGCAACUUUCUUGAGCUUGAGUAGGAUCAGGAAAAAUUUCGUACUCGAAGAAUGAUUUUUGAAAUUCUACUAAAAUUAUCACAGGGAACAAGUGAGUACUUACUUGUGUGGGAUGAUGAGAUACUCCCCGCUCAUCAUCUGAAACUUAAUCCUCCUCCCAAUACGAAUACAACUACCAGAUCAAGUCCUUGAAGCAAGCUGGUGACGACGCACAGAAAGAGGCUAAUGAUAUUACCAAUAAGACGAACCAAAAAAUCGAUGAAUCCACGCAGACCAAAAACGAAAUACAACAGGCUGAGUUGGUAUUACUUAACUUCCCUUUUUUUGUCUAAGGUCUACCUGAUUAGCUAACCUCUCUUUACGUAAGAAUACUACCCCUGAUACUGAUUUUUACCUACCACCUCCAGUUUUUGUUUUGUCUCCUGUUGCAAUACCACUACUCGUGCGACUCGUUGUUACAUGAUUUUGAUUUCAACAUAUCCUCCAACUACAACUACAACUACAACAAAUUUCAAACCAUGAUCAACAGGCGAAGAACGGCAUCCAUACCGAAAAGGAAGCUUUAGAGCAAAAGCGUGACAGCUUGGAGACUACCUUGAAGGAGUCUAAAGACCAAACCGUAGAGCUGAACCGAGAGAAGAUCCGCAUGGAGAACGAAAUCAAGAAAAUCGAGAAUAACCUCAAGGAUUCUCUGAAUGAAGAAAAGCGCAGAGCGGAAACCAUGCAGAAAAGGAGGGAACAGGUAUAAGUUAGUAGAUUACUUAGUUACUCCCAUCGUCAUCGUCUACAAGAAUCUAUGUGAUGAACUUCACUACACCUUCAUUUAGCAGGCCAUAAAAUUGCACUAGCCAUUUCUUAUCCUUUGGUCUCCUAGUACUCACGUUUGAUCCACGCAUCUGAUUCACCUUUUCGAAAUCCUUCCUCAACCAAAAUGAAUCAGUUGGAAGCCGAGUUGGAGAAGAAGAAAGAGGCUGUAAAGCGUGAUGAGAGCAUGUUUCAAUCGCAGAUGGAACAGGAAGUGGCUAAAGCACGCAAACAGCAGCAGGAGAAAUCUGUGGAGUUAUGAAAAAAGAAACCUGUUGUUGCUAGUAGACGUAGACCUACUCUUCAUAGUCAACUUGUUGUGUAAGUAUCUCUUAAUUAUUAUGUGAUGCAAAAAAGUACCCCCAUGAUGCCUGCAGAUAGAAACGCAUAAUAAAAACGACUCCUAGAAGACAAGACACGUCGUCUUUAAAAAUAUUUAUUUCACAGAAGAUAGUUUGUUUAGUUAGUGAUACUUCUUCUUGUCCAAUUAGGAGCAUGGUCUGUCCUUGAACACCACCAGUUGAGGAUCCCUAGUACCCAAAUCCUCUAAGUAGUAGUUGAUGUCGUAGUACCAAAAUCCUCCAAGUAGUAGUAGUAGUAGUAGUACUCUCAAGAUGAACAAGAACAACUAGUACACCUCCCAAAAUUCUCUAAUCUUUGAAAGGGAAGAAGCGCAGCGUGGAUUGGACGAAAUCAAGACUGAUAAUGAGCAGUUGAAGCUGAAGAUCAAGGCGAUGGAAAAAGCCUUGGCAACCGAGAAGAAGAAGCUCUCUACUGCGAAAAGGACGAGUGGGGCAUGA